AUGUAUACAUACAUCUAUGUACGCGUCUCGGUGAGGCGGAGACCGAUGAACAAGCUCGGCCAAGGCUGCGAUAUCUUGGUUGCUACAACUGGACGACUCCUAGCCAUCCUGAGGAAGAAGGCACUGCAGUUCGGCAACCCGAAGUACUGUGACAUCCUUUCUCUGGAUAAUUUGAGUUUCAUUGUCUACGAUGAGGCCGAUGAACUACUGUCGGAAUCCUUAAAAGAUGUCUCGUCGAAGAUGUCCAAGACGAAGACAUUCAAAGACGAAGUCGACGAGGUUGAACUGCGCCUCCCAACCAAGAAACACCUCUACCAUUGGUACUUCUCUUCCCAGUACUCGAAGGAGCAGAGCCACUACGAUGAAAUUGACUUCGACCAUCCGAAGGAGGACGCCUCACAGUGCUACACUCUUGUCAAUCAACAAUUCGUCAAGUAUGGCAAAGUGUCUUCUCCACGCGAAGGCAAAACACUCAUUCUACUCCGCAAGAAGAAAGAUGUUGACAUACUCGAAAACAUCAUCGCCGGAGACAUGGUGAUCAAAUGCGAGAAGACGCACGGCGACAUGAUGCAGGUCUAUCGCGAACAAGCGAUGUUCUCGUUCAAACAUGCACAUGUAACUGUCCUGGUCGCCACGAUGAAGCUCUGCGGACGAGGGAUCAAUGUCUAUGGUGUGAGCUCGCUCAUUUUCUCGGAUCUGGCAGACACGUUGGCUGAAUACAAGUUCUGCUUGGGUCGUGUCGGACGCGUGGGACACAAGGCUACAACCAUAGCCUUUUAUCAAGAUUUCUCCGGUGUCAUGGACGAAGAACUGUUGGUUGUCCUACAGAAGAACAGGCAGACAAUUCCUCCAGGCAUGGUUGAGGCCUUUUCGCCGUACUCGAGCGAUGAUAUGUGGGCGCAUUACCCUGAAGCAGCCGCGAGAAUAGUCGCAGACUCCGACGCUGGGCCGGGUUGGGGUACUGCAAUGGAUGCUUGGGGCGCUGGUAAUGCAUCUGCAGACACGGUCGAGGGAAACUUCCUCACGCAGAAUUCUGAGAGCAAGUCAAGUGUAAAGUAUCGGCAAAUGUCCAAGCCCGCCAAGACCUCCGUAAGCGCCCAGGUGGAUAUGAGUCUGCCUCACCCGUAUAACGUCUCGGGAGGACCAGCAGGAAUAGAAACACCUCCUCGACGGCGUCAGACCCCCAACCAGCCCCCAAACCUCCUCACGACAAGUCUGGGAAAUGCACGCAACGCUGGUCUUGGACUUGGACUUGGAGGAGUGGUACAGACACCCAUCUCCAGCACUACUCUGAGUAGCCCAUUCUCUGCAUAUCCAUCUCCAGGUGGAGCCAUGAGAGGAGCAUCGCCCACGGCCUCCCGGUCCGCUUCUGGCUUCAGUGGUCACUACAAUCCUCAACAAUGGGGUGCGGUGAACAGCGUCAACAUCUCCCCCAAUUCAAUGUCAAUGGCAGGAGAGCACAGGCAGACAAGUCAAUCAUCGAGGACAGCACACCUAGCUCCCCGUCUUGUGGGACCUGAUGGUAAGGGUGAAUCCUAUCUGGCCAGGACCCAACUGAUGAAGACCGGUAUAGAACCAGUCGCUUCUCCACCACCACCGUAUUCACCUCGUCGAGAUCAACAACCUCAGGACUCACCACGCCGCACUUCAGAUAUUAUCUCUCCUGCCGAUACUACAUCACCUGACACCGAAUCCUCACGUUACGGUACGCCAGUGAGCGCCGCUACAACCUUGUCGCCGGACCUUGUCCCACGAUUUCCUGGGGGUCGGUCCCCUUUGAUACGCCAACACACAUCUCCAAAUCAGUCUCCAAACGCUGCAUCGGCGCCUUCAUUUCCUCCUCCUCCAGGACCAGGGCAGCGGAUACGCGCAGGUUCCAAGAACCAUGCAGAUCGUCUACUCUCUUCAUUGACCUUGAGAGGAAAAGCCUCGAAAGUAUCAUUGGCCAGUGAUGCUAUUGAUGCACUGCAGGAUCAUACAGCUCAAAUGCUUGCUCAAGCAUCCUCAGCUAAACACAACGAUCCAAUGGUACACCCACCAGCAGCUAGAAGGGCUGCAUCUACAGGUGGAAUAGGCCUAGCUGGGGGAUCGUCGCGCUCCAGCAGUCAUUCACCUAGUCCAGUCACCUGGGAGCCGAAUAUGCCCCUGCCACCGCCUCCACCAGGGCCUCCCCCAACAUCUGCGCGUUCACAAAGUCUAAAUCGACCUAUGGAAAGCCCGUCUUCCGGAUUGGUACCCACGCUUCCAUUCCGGUCCAGACGUCCGCCUGGCACAGGAACUAGCCUUGAUACGGUACCACCGACUCCAGCGGACUGGAGGGAUGAAGAUGGCACAAAUGAUCAGGCACCCCGUUCGCAUGGGCCAUCGCCGUUGCAUAUAGAUACUGGUAGUGUACUACAAAAGAGACGGUUGGGGACUGAUUAUCCAUUGACUGCCACCGCUGGGGCCUUAGCCCACCCACGGAGAGACUCCUCAGCCGGAGGGUUGUUUCGUAGCCCUGCAGUCAGAAACCGUAGUGCGAUGGGUAUCCGAGAGCGGCGCAGUGAGAGCAGAAAUGGCAAGGGUAGAGCUGUGGAGGAUUCCGCUGUCGAACCUUCAAGCAGUGUGGCUCCAUGGGCAGACGGUCUCGAUGUGAGACCAGCCAAUCUGGUUCUGUCAGCUUCUCAAAUGGAUGCCUCGAAGCAAAGGAUGACCGCAAGGUCUACUCCUAAGAGCGGUAAGAGUAUGCAGAGUCUGGAUGGCGCAUUGAACAGCCCGGAAAUCCAAAAAUCCUCUGGUAAAGCUGUGUCGUUCGUCUCGUCGUGUAACACGCCACAGCCAGGAUCUAGCCGGUCACAGCACUUCUCAGGCACUUUGAUCUCUACGCCUCUUUUCCCCCCCGGCAGAGAGACUCUAGACCGAUCCACCUCAGCUGUCGCAUCGCCUUCUUUACCGCUGCAAACGUUCUCAGUAUCGCCCCCUAAACGACUGAGUGGUCCUUCCAAAGCAUUGUCUUUGAUUGUGCCGCCUGGGCCUGAACAGCGUCCUGUGUCUCAUAUUCUUCACACGCCAAACCUCGAUGACUCCAUGCAAGUUCCUCUGACCCCAUCGACUAAGGCAGCUCAAGAACCACUAGAAGACCUCCUAGGCCCUGAAAGCCCGAAACUCUUUGCUGGACGAGCCAUUGAACGACAUCGAAAUUUUGCAGAACGUGAAGCAGCAGCUGCCAAUGACUCUGAGAGGCUCGAUCUCUUUGUCCAUUUCAUGAAAGCUGAGUCGAGGAUACGGCGAGAGCAGUACGCCUCUGUUUUCGAAGAAGACGGCAUAGAGGUUGAUGAGUUGACACAAGGCCUCUUCGGGCAUUCCAGCACUGAUAAAUGCCUUCACGAUCGGCAUCAAAGUCUAUCAAGGCAGAAUAUGUCGAAGCGGACAAGCAUUGCAUCUAGUGCUUUGGGAGACUCCUCCUCACAAGAUGAUUCCUCCGCCGUCAGUCGGAAGCACGAGUCUCCCAGUAGCGCCACCACGAACAGCAGCACUCAGCAGCGGCCAGAGAGUGCCUAUUGGAAAGACUAUGUACCAUGUCUUUCGCCUAUAGCAAGUAUGAGUAUUGUGACUGGGCAAGAUGAAGAUUCAAGGGGCAGAGCUGCUAGCCGUUGGUUCGAAGAUCAUUCUCAUCCCGGCGAUGGCCCACUGGGUGAAGCUUUCAGGGUUCUCGAAAGGUCAAAACGCGAAUCUAAGUAUAUGGGGGUGCCUCAAGAAACACGCAACCCACCAGCACUUUAUGGAAAUCGAACUUCCGUAUCAGCAGGGGGCGGGCAAUGGCAGCCCUCAGGAGCGAGUCGACAGCCUUCAUAUGGUCCAAACCAGUACCCCCCAGAAAAGACUGGUUUGCAUGAAGAAGAUUCCUCUUUACCUCCACCACCUUUCCUUCCCCCAAUACCCUCGUCUGCACCAAUCACUCCUGACCCGAGAAGACUAGACAUCUCGCGGCUUGUGACACUCCCCCCACCGUAUCCGCGACAUCACCCAGCAGUCAACAACAGUCACCCAGAUCUAGCAGACGUACGGGGCGUGGUUCGAUCACUUCACGAGAAGGAGGAAGCAGAAACUAUUACAAGUUCUUAUCGCACGCAAGUCCUCGGAAAAAGGCAACGAGCCGAAUCAUGGUGCAAGCAUCAACGCUCACUGCACAGACAGGAUAUCGAGUUCCGCAUUGAGCACGGCGAAAUCUCUCAAGAGGAUUUCGAUGAUGCUGAGAAUGAGCUAAAGGAGAAGAUUGCAAGUUCCGAAAAAGAGAUCAUUCAAAUAGAUUUCGACCUUUACCAGCACAUUGUCCUCACACCGCUGCAUGCACUCUUCUCAGACCGCAUCAAACUAGCCGAUGCCUCCCUUGACAAGCUCAGCAGCCGCCUCUUCUCGGAUUCACAGUCGCAGAACCCGAACCUGCCUCAAGAAGAAGGCGAUUUUCAGCCCGAAUUGCUGGAGAAACUAACCCAGCUAAAAUGGCUCUUUGAAGCCCGCGAGACUUUGCAUCGGCAAAUCUAUGAUCUCCUAAGCGAACGUAAUGAUAGAUAUAAAGCUAUCGUACUCUUUCCCUACAAACAAUCCCAGAACCGGGAGAAGCAUGUGGAAGCCGAAUUCUUCUUUGCAAAAGACGCGCAAGAACGCAGAUCCACAUUUCAACAAGCCGUUUGCAAGCGUGCUCAAGCUUUCCUGUCUGUCAUAGAGAACAAUGUGAGCCGUGGCGUCGAACUCCAGCUUUCCGCUUUCUGGGAUAUUGCCCCCUCGCUCCUCGAAGUCCUGCAUAAAGUGCCCUUGCAACUGGACGGCUUCGAGGUCCAGAUCCCAGCGGACGAAUAUGCCGAAAACCCAUCCUACUACGACCAUCCACUUCAAUAUCUCUACUCACUCCUCGGCCACGCGGAGAAAUCGACAUAUCAGUUCAUCGAAUCCCAGAUCAAUCUCCUCUGCCUCCUCCAUGAGAUACGUUCUCACGCUUUAGCGGCUAGAUGUAAGGUCGAGGCGCAGGGCAAGGAUGCGAGUUGGGCGGCGGAGGAGGAACAGAGAAGGGAGGAGACGAGGUUGACGGAGGAUUUGAAGGAAAAGGUUGGGGUUGUAGAAGGCCAGUGGGAAGAGGCGUUGGGAAGUGAGCUUAAGGAAGUUAGGGAGAGGGUUCGAGGGGCGUUGUUAGAGGAAGGGGGGUGGGAUGAUGAGGGGGACGAGGUUUAG
Letharia lupina is the source of this 5208-nucleotide messenger RNA. RefSeq lists its product as uncharacterized. The record is from RefSeq and is a predicted model, not a curated record. The coding region runs from base 1 to 5208 and encodes 1735 amino acids. Lineage: Eukaryota; Fungi; Ascomycota; Lecanoromycetes; Lecanorales; Parmeliaceae. Gene Ontology annotation, molecular function: nucleic acid binding; ATP binding. The transcript is spliced from 7 exons.